AUGGGAAUGGAGGGAUAUAGUGAACAGAAGAAAAGGAGGAGGAAAUUCCCAGGUCCAGCUGGCCUCCUCAACCCUGGAUCUGCUGUGUUCCAGAAUGAUCCAGGAGGGAGACAAACUUUGGGAAAUACGAAUUCAAUUGAAGUCAUUCCUUCAAGCCAGGACAGUGAAGUGAACUUUGAAAAGGGACCAUGGAAACACGCUUUGGAAGAGCUUGGGCUUGAUGAGCAAGACCCAGGCUCCCUUCUCACCAGGUUCAAUAUUCCAUGGGUCAUGCGAAGUGCAGAAGCUUGCCAGUUUGUCAUAAGGAAGGUGCCCCUGUUGGUUGUGAUGUUGAAGAGCAUUGAGGUAAAUGCAAGUGGAGGAGCAAGCUGUGUUGUGCGAGAUCGAGCAGGUGAGAUGCGAGCCUCACUCCACUCUGAUAUCCUCAAAGACCGAGCUUCAUUGCUGCAAGCAGGGAGUGUGUUACUUCUACGUGACAUUGGUGUGUUUUCCCCAAGUGGGCUUGGACAUCACCGCCGCCAUUAUCUCAAUAUCACAUUACAGAAUCUUCUUCGUAUAUACUACACGGACUUGCUCGAGGAUUCAACUGUCAAGUGCUGUCGGCUUGCCAGCAUCACAGACCAAGAACUUCAUCAGCUCAUCGGGGAGAUUUUGUCAGCACCUUUAAUGGAAAUCAAGAAUCAGUCAUUGCCUGCUCCUCAGGUGGAAGCCAAAUCACUCUGGUCAAGCAUUCCUGCUGGUAACUUCUCAUCUUCCCCAUUCAGAAAACCUCUGAUGGCAGCUAUGGAUUCAGCUUCAGCCAUUAAGAAACCUGGGUCUUCCAUCAUGGAGUCAUCUCUGCAUAGGCCCAAGAAGCCUCGCCCAUCGUCACCAAUUGGUGGGAGUGGAAAUACAGACCCUAAUGUCCUCCAUGAGUGGUUACAGUCAGAUGAGGUGGAUGAAUUUCUGGCUGAUCUCGAUGAGGAGAGCUUCAUGCUAGAAGGAACUCCCAUGUGAAAUCAAGGUGCUUACUCUUGUAUAAUUCCAUUUUUAUGGAAAACUUUAUUUUUGUUCAAUAUACCGGAUCUCCUCUUGA
Darwinula stevensoni is the source of this 1075-nucleotide messenger RNA. The record is from the annotation of a GenBank genome assembly. Lineage: Eukaryota; Metazoa; Arthropoda; Ostracoda; Podocopida; Darwinulidae.